Fusarium odoratissimum NRRL 54006 is the source of this 1934-nucleotide messenger RNA. RefSeq lists its product as uncharacterized. The transcript is spliced from 4 exons. NCBI's taxonomy places the organism in Eukaryota, Fungi, Ascomycota, Sordariomycetes, Hypocreales, Nectriaceae. The record is from RefSeq and is a predicted model, not a curated record. The coding region runs from base 123 to 1934 and encodes 603 amino acids.
ACGACAUCCGCAACUCUCAGUCACAACGUCCGCAACGUCCUGUCUUGCUCUAUGGAAACGUGAUGCCUGUCUUUGUAUGAGCGCAUUCUCAAUUCCGAUCAUCCAUCGUCGCGCGCACCUCCAUGUCAGGUCAAGAGACCUCUCCACAGUCUCCCCCCGCCAAUACACCUAAGCAUCGACGACCCUGGACAUCAACCGAGGAUGCGACUCUGAGGACUCUUGUUGGGCACUUUGGUGCUAGUAGGGGGUCUGAGGGUAGAUGGAAAGACAUAGCAUCUGGCCUGGAGGGCCGGACGGCAAAGGAUUGUCGAAAAAGAUGGCUUCACUCACUGGACCCGUCGUUGCGCAAGGGUCGAUGGACAUCUCAAGAGGAUGAAAUCUUACUCUCGGCUUAUGCUCGACUUGGACCGCUUUGGAAUGAAAUUGCGCUUCUCAUCCCUGGACGGAAGGACGACCAAUGUUCUAAGAGAUACAAUGAUAUCUUGAACCCAUCCGCCAAAAACCGUUUAAGCGACUGGACUGCCGAGGAAGAUAACCUUCUACGCCAAGGUGUAGCAGCGUUGGGUCAUCGAUGGGUCGCCAUCUCAUCACGAAUACCUGGAAGACCUCCCCUCACCUGUCGUAAUCGAUGGCGUACGCUCUCACGACUGUCGCAUAACCGACAGAGCAGAUCUCAAGGCACUACCCCGUCAUCCUCAUCUCAGAUGUCCCCAUUCGACAAUGGGAUAUCACCGGCGGCUCAUAAUCCAAAUCUCGGCAUUGAGAACAAUGGAACCACGACUGACUUGAUGCACUUUCCAAUGGAUACCGAUAUCGGCCACGAUCAAAUGGGAUCCAGCUUUCUCGACUCAGCCUUUUUCGACACCUUCACAGGCCCUUCCCCAUCGCCAUUAAGAGAAUCCGAUCCAAGUGAUGAAACAGAAACGCCGAAUGACGUAUCUGCCCCAGGUGCCGCCCCAGCAAAUACCACACCUGUUCCCGAUCUUUCCUCAAAUAUCGCGAGCCAGACACAGAGUGACCCCAAACCAUGGCCUCAGCCUCCGAAACCGCCCCAAGCGCAGCAACAUCAAAAUACCACGAACGCAUCCUUCAUGCCAUCGCCUUCUACUUGGUCAUCAUUGGGUACAAUGUUGCCACCUGGGACUUCUCCCACGGAUCAGAAUAUGUGGCUAGGAAUGACUGGCAACCCUCCAACCCCGAAGAACUGGACGGCCCCAGGACCAACAAAUGAAUCGAACCCAUUGCCCCAGUCAUUUGCCGAACAGUUUCAAGUACCAGCAGUAUCAGCGUCUACUCAGCAGACGAUUCACCACCACCAUCAUCACCAUGUCCAUCAUCAUUUUCACCACUAUCACCAUUACCCAGGCAAUGGAGAUCAAUGGCGACAACUGGAGCAGCAAUCAGAAGCCGAGGCGAUGCAAGCACAUUUGCAAAACGAGAAUGGACCUCAAAACCCAGGUGUGUCCCUAUAUGACAACCCAAGUUACGAGGCGUUAUCCUACUCCUGGGGCGAUCCGUAUAUAUGUCACAUCAUUGAAGUCGAUGGCCAACAAGCUACGGUCACUGACAACCUGUAUAAUGCACUUCGGCGGGUGCGAUUCGUCGACCAAACGCGGCAUAUUUGGGCAAAUGCGCUUUGUAUCAACCAAGCCGAUACGGCUGAAAGGACUCAUCAGGUUGGACUGAUGAGAAACAUUUAUUCAUCCACGACAGAAGGCGUAUUGUGGCUUGGGGAAUUUUCUGGCGACGGCGACACCGGCGCAAAUCACAUUUCACAGGAGACUGCUGCAGUAGCAUUUGAAUUAGUCAGAUCAUUGGCUGCCGACCAACACUGGAAUUCCCAAGAGCAUGCACAGUCGAUGGUCAGAGAAGAAUCAGAUGCCCUCGCUGCUCUGCUGGAUCUUUCGUGGUGGCAGCGAGCAUGGACCGUGUAA